This is a messenger RNA of Armigeres subalbatus, 1203 nucleotides long. RefSeq lists its product as uncharacterized. The record is from RefSeq and is a predicted model, not a curated record. The transcript is spliced from 2 exons. Bases 105 to 1193 code for a protein of 362 amino acids. NCBI's taxonomy places the organism in Eukaryota, Metazoa, Arthropoda, Insecta, Diptera, Culicidae.
GCUUUGACAGGUGCUUGUUUCGUUUGGAAUCGUCUGCGUUUUUAUUAUUGCGAUUGAUUUUGUUGUUGUUAUGAAAGAAAACUAUACGUAUCAAGGAAUGCACGAUGGACGACGCAAUCCCAAACGAUUGUGUGAUGGACUAUCCAGAAGCGGAGUACCUGCUCGAAUACGAUUUCCCUGAUGCUUGCAGUACCCAGUUACUGAUGGAUCCCUUAAACAACAGUACCAGCGAAAUGGAACAUGCAAGUGACGCUGGUGCUGAUGAUUCGGAAGGCGAAAUUUUUGGAUGUGUUCUCUUGGCGUAUAAACGUCAGUUCAAAGGCCAAUCUUCCGGAUCCUAUAUCGCACGAUGGCAAAUUUCGGCUAAUAGCACUGCAAGUUUCAUACACAAGGUUUGGAUUCUUGCUGAGGAGCAUCUGUAUCGUGAGGUAGUUUUCAUUGCAAAAACAGACGGAACAACUUGUCCAGCGUGGGGAGCAGAAGAAAAGCCUAUCGAAGAAAAGUUCGGGAAAUUUGUGCUCUUCCAGUCAGGUCGUAGGCACUACACGUUAGACCAGGUUGUAGAAAGUAGCAGUUUGUUGCAGAGCUGGCGGAAUAAAGAAAUAACACUUCUCCUGCAUGUUUACUCCUUAUCUGUCAGCAACCGUACGAUUUGGAGCUCAGUGAAAGAAAGUUUAGUUGAUCCUUCUGAUCGUGAUCGAUCGGGUGCAGCCACAACACAGGCUGUCAUAGAAUUAGCAGACGAGCUAAGAACCAUGCAUGACAGCUAUCUCGAUGCACAUGGUAUGGCGUGGUCAUUCUGGGCGAAUUCCAUCCAUAACGGCCCAGCUCACUUGCGAGAGACACUUAAGAAUCAUCCCCCACAGCAUCUAGCUCACUUGUUCAGAGCUAAAGAAGGACAACACGUAAAUGCCAUCCUCAGAGAGCUUACGGUAGCUCAUAGCCUAAACAAUAGUUACCAUGAAGAGGUAGUGGCUCUACGUCAAGUAUUCGAUGUGGUGGAAUCCAACAUUGAACAUUUGAGUGCAUCGAUGAAGAUGUUCAAGAUUCGGUUGGAGGCAUUGGAGUUAAGAGACCAAGUGAACGAAUCAAUGAUCAGUGCAAUGGAAACAACGGUUAAGGUUCAGGAGUGCAAGUUAGGGGAAAGACUAAAGGCACAAGUAAGUGACAUGGAAGAUGUGGACCACAUGUGAUUGCAGGGUU